AUGCUGCAAACCGGUGAGGAUCAAAGUGGGAAAACUGAUCUGUUUACCCAGGAGUUGAUAUCUUUAUUCACUGGGAACACUGCUUCAACCGCAUUUAUGCUAGAGCAAGGAAGAAGAAUGCAUCAAAGUAGGUCGUUGGAUACGAACGUGGCUAGAGACUUGCUCAAUGGAAGUUCCUUACAAAGUCCAAAUAAUCUAUCUACCACUUUAUUGUCUGAUGGUACCUUACCGGAAACAUCGUCUAUUGAUCACAGUUCCAUUUGUACAGUACUUCCUGAGAUGGUAGAUUUAAAUGGUCUUUGUCAGCCAAGUAAACCAACAUUACCAAAUCCAACGGCGAAUACUAAUUUACAUCAACAAUGUAUUAAACAACUUGUACGUCAAAAUUGGGAUUUGCGUACAUGGUUAAAUCAAAUGUCCGAUCGUCUAGAACGACUCGAGUUACUAACGUCGGGUAAAAUGGGGCAAAAUAAUGAGCCUACUAAUUCCAUAAGCUCCAACAAUGUGUCGAAUGUCGUGAAUACAUCAGUGGAUCAAUUCAAAAUGUUUUCUGCUGAGCAAAACAAAUACUCUAUAGGUCGACGUGUAUUACCUAGUUCAGCAUCAUUCAGUGUACAACCUGGUAAUAAACCGAUGAAUGACCAUAAUCCACUUUCCUCAUCAUCAUUUUCCAGAUGGAACAGUUCGAUCAAUUCUAAUAAUGAAGUUAAUUAUAAACCUUUAAGCAGUUCUAAUCCAUUUAGAAUGCCUCGGUCGGUCUCAGCCUUGACAGGGAAUGCCAAUGACAUGAAUAUAAUCAGACCUCAGUUUAUUGCACCAUACACAACAUAUUUGUCAAAUAAAUCUAGUUAUCCAACAUCAACGUUUAGCAAUGGAAUACCUAGAAACCCCGAUGCGAAUAAUUCGGGUGCUGUUAUCAAGGAAACAUCAGGCUUGGAAGAUGAUGAAUUCUUACAGUUGGCCAACAGAAAAGAGGUAUCUAGUGCACUCAGCAAAUCUAGAACAUUGAAACACUCUUGGUCUGUGAAAGGAAGUAGUGACUUUGGUGUUAUUGAUAAUACAUUCAAUGGGACAGGUUUGCCUCGUUCAGUUAGUGCAAUCAAUAGUCCGCUAGAAGUCAUGGCUUCUGAAGCAACUACAACAGAUUGUCAAUCUCCUGGUCAAGCAAGACGUUUAACAGUUACGCAACCAACUCUAGGUGAAUGUAUGCGAGCAAUGAGUGCUUCUACUAGCCCUGCACAGUCGGAUAAAUUAUAUUCUACGAAAACUGAUUGUUGGACGAAAGACAACAACUCUUGUUCAAAUGACAGGAAUGAUAUUGCACUUGUUCCAAAGCUACUAUUACCACAGACUUCAAAACGAAUAGUGUCUGCCACACUUCAGUCUGAUUUGAAAAUGAACCACUAUGAGCAAAAGGCUUUCCAACCAACAGUAGGAAAUAACGGACUUACAAACCACCCGACACCUAGCCAGUCACCGCAACUUCAAAAUAUGAAGCUCACCAAUGAUUCUAAUGAAAUGAAAAAUUUCAACCAAGCUGACAACCAUUUCCCAACAACUUCGAGUUCAUUCGUUACUUCGUUUCAAAUAAAUAGUGACCACCAAGCCAGCCAUGCAAAUGAAAUCGACAAACAGUGUACAAAUACACAGAUCACAAAAUCAGAUGUGUAUGUACUUCCAACCUUAACCAAUCUUACACUUCAGAGGAGAAAUAUAUUUCAUCAACGGAUGAUGAGUGUACAUCGACAAAGCUGGACAAAACACUAUUGA
Heterobilharzia americana is the source of this 1770-nucleotide messenger RNA. NCBI's taxonomy places the organism in Eukaryota, Metazoa, Platyhelminthes, Trematoda, Strigeidida, Schistosomatidae. The record is from the annotation of a GenBank genome assembly.